Pseudoliparis swirei is the source of this 3950-nucleotide messenger RNA. It is a transcript of the gene rfx2, whose product is annotated as regulatory factor X, 2 (influences HLA class II expression). The record is from RefSeq and is a predicted model, not a curated record. Bases 86 to 2308 code for a protein of 740 amino acids. Lineage: Eukaryota; Metazoa; Chordata; Actinopteri; Perciformes; Liparidae. Gene Ontology annotation, molecular function: DNA-binding transcription factor activity, RNA polymerase II-specific; RNA polymerase II cis-regulatory region sequence-specific DNA binding. Gene Ontology annotation, biological process: regulation of transcription by RNA polymerase II. Gene Ontology annotation, cellular component: nucleus. The transcript has 18 exons.
CUGGAAGUCACGGAGCGAGAGGGAGAGAGGUGGAAAAAGAGAGAUUCAGAGCCAGAGCACAACUUUUCUGAAAAAAACUAAAAGCAUGCAGAGCUCAGAAGGAGGGUCCGACACCGCGGCCAGCGUGGCGACGCUGCGGACGUCGUCAUCGGCUCAGGCCCCCGUGGUCCAGCCCGUGCCGGCCUCCCAACAGAGGGUGCUGGUUCAAGCUACAGGCUCAGCUCAGAAGGGAGGACAAGUACAGCAGCUUUCAGUACCCAGGGUGCACCAGGCCUCUCAGCAGGUGCAGCAGGUGCAGCAGGUGCAGCACGUCUACCCGUCACAGGUCCAGUACGUGGGAGAGAGCGGAGAGACGGUGUACACCAACGGGACGAUCCGGACGGCCUACUCCUACAACCCCGAGGCCCAGCUGUACGGGCAGGGCAGCGGGGGGGGCGCGUACUUCGACUCUCAGGCCGGCGGCGCCCACGUCACCACGGUGGUGUCCUCGGCCGGCGGCGGCGUGCCCCCCCACGGCAUGGUGGGCAUCACCAUGGACGUGGGCGGCAGCCACAUCAUCUCCAGCGGCAGCACCUACCUGAUCCACGGGGGCAGCAUGGAGGGGAGCCGCAACCACAUCUCGCACUCGUCGCGCUCGUCCUCGGCGAUGCUUGAAAUGGCGAUUGAAAACCUCCAAAAGUCUGAAGGAAUUGCGAGUCACAAAAGCAGCCUGCUCAACAGCCAUCUGCAGUGGCUGCUGGACAACUACGAGACGGCGGAGGGCGUGAGCCUGCCCCGCUGCUCGCUGUACAACCACUACUUGAGGCACUGCCAGGAGCAGAAGUUGGACCCGGUCAACGCCGCCUCCUUCGGCAAGCUCAUCCGCUCGGUAUUCAUGGGCCUGCGGACGCGGCGCCUCGGCACCAGAGGAAACUCUAAGUACCAUUACUACGGCAUCCGGGUGAAGCCGGACUCGCCUCUGAACCGGCUGCAGGAGGACACGCAGUACAUGGCCAUGAGGCAGCAGCCCGUGCACCAGAAGCAGAGGUUCAAGCCCCUCCAGAAGGUGGACGGGAUGUCUGACAGCCUGUGCGGCGGCUCUCAGAACUGCAGCAGCACCCCGGAGCAAUCGGUGGCGGCUCAGAGUCAACACCACCAGCAGUACAUCGAUACGUCCCACUCCUUGCCUCCCUUCCCGUCCCCUGAGUUGGGCUCUCAGCCGCUGCCCGAGCGCCUCAACGUCAACGACAUCAAGAAGCUGCAAUCCUUCUACCGAGACCACUGCGAGGCUACUCUGGACGUGGUCAUGAACCUCCAGUUCCACUACAUCGAGAAGCUCUGGCAGACCUUCUGGUAUUCAACAGCGCCCUCUAGUGACGGGAACACCACCAUGCCCAACAGUGACGAUGACCUGGAGGGAGCGAUCCCCAGAGAGAAGCUGCUGUCUCUGUGUAAAUACGAGCCGGUGCGUCUGUGGAUGAAGAGCUGCGACCACAUCCUGUACCAGGCGCUGGUGGAGAUCCUCAUCCCCGACGUGCUGCGGCCCGUUCCCAGCACGCUCACUCAGGCCAUCCGCAACUUUGCCAAGAGUCUGGAGGGCUGGCUGACCAACGCCAUGACCAGCUUCCCCCAGGAGAUCAUACGCACCAAGGUGGCGGUGGUCAGUGCGUUCGCCCAGACGCUGCGGCGCUACACCAGCCUGAACCACCUGGCCCAGGCGGCCCGCGCCGUCCUGCAGAACACGUCCCAGAUCAACCAGAUGCUGUCGGACCUCAACCGGGUCGACUUCGCCAACGUGCAGGAGCAGGCGUCGUGGGUGUGCCAGUGUGAUGAGAGCGUGGUCCAGCGCCUGGAGCAGGACUUCAAGGUGACCCUGCAGCAGCAGAGCUCUCUGGACCAAUGGGCCGGCUGGCUGGACAACGUGGUCUCCCAGGUCCUGAAGCCCCACCAGGGGAGCGCCAGCUUCCCCAAGGCCGCCCGCCAGUUCCUCCUCAAGUGGUCCUUCUACAGCUCCAUGGUGAUCAGAGACCUGACCCUGCGCAGUGCAGCCAGCUUCGGCUCCUUCCACCUGAUCCGGCUGCUGUACGAUGAGUACAUGUUCUACCUGGUGGAGCACCGCGUGGCGCGGGCCACCGGGGAGACGCCCAUCGCCGUGAUGGGGGAGUUCAGUGACCUCCCCUCCAUGAUGCCGUCACUGAUGGAGAAAGAUGCGUCCUUCUCCGAUGAGAUGAGUGACCUCGGCAGUGACGGCGACGCCUCCAGAGGUCCGACUGAGCCGGCCGUGAAGAGAGAGAGAAUCGAACUGAGCCACCCGCUGCAGGAGAUGUGAGGCUGAAGAGACGGGGACCAGCACUGGACCAUCAGAGGACCAGCACUGGACCAUCAGAGGACCAUCAGAGGACCAGCACUGGACCAUCAGAGGACCAGCACUGGACCAUCAGAGGACCAUCAGAGGACCAGCACUGGACCAUCAGAGGACCAUCAGAGGACCAGCACUGGACCAUCAGAGGACCAGCACUGGACCAUCAGAGGACCAUCAGAGGACCAGCACUGGACCAUCAGAGGACCAUCAGAGGACCAGCACUGGACCAUCAGAGGACCAUCAGAGGAGCAUCUCCUCCUCAAAGGUCACGACCUUCUCCAGUGCAAUGUACAUAAUCAAAGUAGCAUCAGCUUCCCUCACUAGCAGUGAUCCUCAACUAUUGUUAUUAUAUUAUUAUUAUUUGUACUCGCAGGGCGUAACACGGUCGAGUUUCUGUUGAACUGUGAAUGUGCAGUACCUAUUGGAUGUGUGCGUGUGUGUGGUUGUUCUUUUUUAUAAACCCUAACUAGCUGUGCCAUCGUGUCAUUUGAGUGCCUUAGAUCUCUAACCUUGAAACCACCACUAGAGUCUCUCUGCCCCUCAGCUCCGCCCCUCAUCUCCUAAGCUCCGCCCCUCAGCUGUGCCUCGACUGCAGUAAGAAUGUAACGUCUCUAAACCUCAAGACAUUCAAAGCACCUUUUCAGUUACGUGUGUAAGGUGUGUGUCCUCCUAGUUGCCUCUGUAGCACACACACACACACACACACACACACACACACACACACACACACACACACACACACACACACACACACACCCCCCCCAAAGGACCUUUAACCCCCCUCCCACCGGUUCUGUAGGAACUCACAGCCUCGCAGUGAGAUGUUGGUUUGUUUACCUCAAUAGAUAUUUAGAUAUUUACAUACCGUAUACAUAUAUAUAUUGUUAUAUAUUCAUAUAAAUGUAUAUACUUAUAUAUAUAUAUAUAUAUGUAUAUAUAUUUAUAAAUAUAUAUCUUCUGGCUCAGUUGACAUUAGGGAAGUCUUGAACAGAAGUAGCCACGUUGUGUGACUUCCUGUAAAUAGACAAAAGGAGCCCGCUGACCCCGACUUCACUCUGACCUCACGACAGAUUAAAGUCUGACGUUCUGUUUGAUAGGGAAACGACGUGUUAGUCAGAACACAUUUAACUCUGUAGACGUCGUGCCUCCCUAUCAUGUUGCUUUGAUGUGUAAUUCAUAAACCGAUGUGUGUUUAUACUUUUAGAUUUUUUCAGUUCAAUGUGUGAAAUUAAACUUAUUUCCCGUGGCGUCGCUGAGCCCCGAGAUGCGACUAAAACCUUUCAAACAAUAAUUUGUUAUUUAUCUGAAUUAUUCUCCUGUUGAUCGGUUUGUUUUGAGCUUUUUUGUCACGCUGCCUUCAAACGCUUCGAGCUAAACAAGUCAUUUCUGUUUGUACUUUGUAAUGUUUUGUACGGCUGUUUUAGGAUUUAUUUUUUAUUGAACUAGAUUCUUACAAGUAUAUAUAUUACUGAACCUUUUAUUUUUGUGCAUUUACAAACCUGUUUUGGACUCUAACAGAUAAACGACGGUAAUAAACUGCAUAGUUCAGCUGUAUUUUGUACUUUGGUCACAAUGUGUAAUAAAUUGGUGUAAACCAACACAAAAAAAA